AAACACAACAACACAACAAACCCACGGAUUGUGAUGUGUUUUGUGCGACAAUUCAGUGAUUAGUGUAUUGUUUGUAAUUGCAGUCAAUGUUUGAUUGCAUUAAUACUGCACUCAAUAUAGUCGUCAAUCAUAUGAUCCAAACAAACACUAAUCCAUUGAUUGGUUGACUCGUCCAAAGCACUCAUACCAUACACACAGUGAUAGACCGAUAGACAGAGUGGUAGACAGAGUGGUAGACAGUGUGGAGUGAAUGGUGUGGUGGUUGUGGUGUUUGUGGUGAUGCCGUCCAAGAAGAAGAAAUAUAACAGUCGUUUCCCUCCGGCGAGGAUCAAGAAGAUCAUGCAGUCGGACGAGGAGGUCGGCAAAGUGGCACAAGUGGUUCCCAUCAUCAUCUCCAAGGCGUUGGAGAUGUUUGUGCAGUCAUUACUGCGCUCGUCAUCAGAGAUCACCCGAAGCCGUAACGCACGGACUCUCACUCCCAAUCACAUAAAAGCAUCGAUUCUAAGCUGCGAUGAGUUCCACUUCUUGCGAGACAUCGCGCAGACCAUACCUGACGUGAAUCCCGGGGCCGACGGUGACGACGAAGAGGGCGCCACCAGUGGGUCUGCGACGCCGUAUCCGCACAACUCGACCAACAGAAGCACUCAUCCCAUGUCGGCCUCAGGACAGGCGGCGGCCACUGUACUGUUGGCGUUAUCAAAGAUAAUGCCAGCAUUCAGGUCGAUGGCCAUGAGUGGUGGGGUCGACAUCACUGGUUGUGCCGCUAAUAGUGUUGUCAGUGUAGGCGACGACCCUUUGGGCGAUUUCGAUGCGUUCAUGUCGACCGCCACCGGAAUGUUAGGCAACAAGAACUCGGAUUGUGUUGAGCACUGGGAUAGGCUUUGGGACGAGAGCUGUGAUGAUAUCUGCGAUGGCUGUCUAUAG
Messenger RNA from Oppiella nova, 924 nucleotides. NCBI's taxonomy places the organism in Eukaryota, Metazoa, Arthropoda, Arachnida, Sarcoptiformes, Oppiidae. The record is from the annotation of a GenBank genome assembly.